This is a messenger RNA of Ceutorhynchus assimilis (cabbage seed weevil), 309 nucleotides long. Lineage: Eukaryota; Metazoa; Arthropoda; Insecta; Coleoptera; Curculionidae. The record is from the annotation of a GenBank genome assembly.
AUGUCUAAUACACUUAACGAUAUGAAAGACCAUGAAAAAAUGGACAACGGUCAGAAGCAUUACCUUCUAACCGACCUUUCCCAAAAUUAUUAUGAGGACCAUCUACCGAGUUAUGCCAAAAUUAUGGAAUAUGAUAUUAAAUGCCAACAACAACUUGCUAAAAUAUGGAAAACUUUCGGGACAAUUGAGAAAGAACAUAAGCUGAGAAUGGACGAUAUGAGAAGGUCUGUGUUAAAUUACAGCAAUAACAAUGGGAAGGAAAAUUUCAAUGGCGUUGUUAUGGAAAAUUACAAUUUCAUCAACAUUUGA